Messenger RNA from Schistosoma turkestanicum, 3916 nucleotides. NCBI's taxonomy places the organism in Eukaryota, Metazoa, Platyhelminthes, Trematoda, Strigeidida, Schistosomatidae. The record is from the annotation of a GenBank genome assembly.
AUGGUCAGUAAACGACGUCUGAAUAUAUCCGGUGAUCCAAAAACCGAAGAAAAGUCAUGUUGGUCAAAACCUACUGUUUAUCAUGCUGCUAUCGUGAUAUUUUUGGAGUUUUUUGCUUUUGGGUUGUUAACUACUCCAAUGAUUUCGGUAUUAGAUGAAACAUUUCCUAAGCAAACCUUUUUAAUGAAUGGUAUCAUACAUGGAGUAAAGGGAAUAUUAUCAUUCCUCAGCGCACCAUUUUUAGGUGCACUCUCAGAUAUGUUUGGAAGAAAACCUUUCCUACUUCUAACAGUCACCUUUACUUGUUCUCCGAUACCACUUAUGAAAAUCAGUCAUUGGUGGUAUUUCACAAUGGUGAGCAUAUCAGGUAUUUUCGCAGUGACAUUCUCAUUCGCCUUGGCAUAUGUCGCUGACAUCACAUCAGAAGAAGAUAGAAGCUGGGGAUAUGGACUAGUUUCAGCUACAUUUGCUGCUAGUCUUGUCAGUUCCCCAGCAAUUGGUGCUUAUCUAGGACGUGUAUAUAGUGAAGAAUUAGUGGUUGCAUUAGCUACAGCUAUUGCAUUUUUAGAUAUUUGUUUUAUUCUUGCUUGUGUACCCGAAUCAUUACCAGAAAAAGUACGUAUUGGUCAUUUAUGCUCGAUUACGACAUUGGGUGGACCAAUCGGUAAAUUCUCAUGGGGUAAAGCUGAUCCUUUUGCAACAUUACGUCGAAUGACCAAUGAUCAUCUUGUCCUCAUGAUAUGUAUUACAACAUUUUUAUCGUAUUUACCAGAAGCUGGACAAUAUUCAUCUUUUUUUGUUUAUCUACGUUUAGUUAUGGGAUUCACUGAAGAAAGUGUGGCACUUUUUAUUGCCGUUGUUGGUAUCAUGUCAUGUAUUGCACAAACACUUAUUUUAUCUUUAUUAAAUCGUUUAAUGCGUCCAAAACGUGUCAUUAUAGUUGGUUUAAUAUUUGAAGCAUUACAAUUAACACUUUAUGGAUUUACAACAAAUCCUGUCUUAUUAUGGGCAGGUGGUUUAAUUGCUGCAACCGGUUCAAUUACAUAUCCUGGUCUUAGUACAUUCAUCUCAACUCAUGCAGCUGCAGAUCAACAAGGUGUAGCACAAGGUCUUGUUACUGGAAUACGAGGUUUAUGCAAUGGACUUGGACCUGCUUUAUUCGGUUUAUUCUUUUAUAUAUUUCGAGUUGAUCUCAAUGAACAUACAUCAGGUGUACAUAUUGUGAAUAAAGAUAAAAGUAAUCCUCUAUUACCUGAUAGUGUACAACUUUUACAAGAACGUUUAAUCCCAGGACCACCAUUUGCUUUUGGUGCUUUACUUGUUCUAUUCGCAAUUAUCGUGGCUAUGUUUAUACCAGAAAAUCAUCCUAUAUCAAAUUUAACUCAUUCAGAAUCAAUCACCGAUCCAUAUGAAUCAUCAAUCAAUAAUCCUAGUUAUUAUGAUAGUGAAACACGUUUUCGACGUAGUUCACCAACUGGUCAAUCGAAUCGUUCUACAACGACGACAAUGAUGAAGAAGAAUUAUCAUGAUGAUUCAUUAUACACCGGUGGAAUGAAUGCUCCACUUUCUCUUACUGCUACUACUACUCCUCCUUCUCAUCGUAAUAAUGAUGACGAUGAUCAUAAUAAUAAUGACAAGUCGAAGCUACUCAUGAAUUCAAUGGAAAUGUCAAAAUAUUUUAUAAAACAUGAUAUUUUUCAUCAUAGUAAUAAUAAUAAUAAUAAUCAAUAUUCAGUUGAUAAUAACAAUAGUAUAUGGAAUCGUUUAAUGACUGGUCUAAAUGAUUUACGUAAUCCAAUCUAUGUGAAACAACGUCCAAAUCGUGUAUAUCGUCAUUCAAAAACUCGUUUUAAUACUGCUGGUUUAGUGGAACCAUUUCGUCGUUUAUUUAUUCGAACAAAAACUUAUGAUGGAAAUUUUAUUGGUGUCAGUGGCAGCGGUGGUGGAGGCGGUAUCAUCGAUGAAGAAUUUCUUGAUCGUGAAACACGUCUUCAUUAUUCCAAAUUACCAUUUACUAUGAUUUCAUCAUCAAAGAAAAAUAGUUUUAAUCAUUCAAAUAAUCAUCCUUAUCAUCAUCAUAAAUAUGUCGAUGAGAAAUCCAAUAAGGAAUUAUUAUUCUCUAAUCCAUUAUUAUUAAGUCAAAAUGAAUCAGAAGAAGCAGCUGACUUAAGCAAUUAUCGUGCACAUCAUUUCCGACGCAUGUUUAUUACUUCACCUACAUCUACUCCGCAUACAUUGACGACUAACAUUAAUGAUACUGUUGAACAUACAAAUACUACUGUGAUUUCUUCAGCGGAUUAUCAUCAUCAUCAUCAUCUCACUAGUACUGAUCAUUCGUUAUCGGGACACCGCCUAUAAGAUUGUUAUAUUGAAUCCUGAUGGGUGAAAAAUGAAAUAAUUUUCUUCUGUUUCUUUAUACAAUUAAAAGAAUUUAUUCAUUCAUAUGAAUGAGAAUAUUACUAAUAAUAAUGUAUGUAAUUAUUUUCUUAUAUUUGUCUACUAAAUUGAUCAUCUGAGUUGGUGUUUUUUUUUUUAAAAAAUUCAAACAAUUAUGAUUUACAACAAAAGAAAAUAAGAAACAUGAAAUUUUCAAAAUCGGUGCCACCAUAGUUCAUCAAUGUUUUUUUGUUUUAUUUUACAACUGUCUCUAUCACAUACACACACACACAUGCACAUGCAUUCACACAUGUACCACCAGGAUCAAUGAUGUAUGUGCAUGUACGUGUACAAUGUGUGUGUGUUCCUGGUGAUGAGAGAGAGAGAGAGGAACGUGUACACCAAUGCCAACAACCUACAAACCUCUAUCUAUGUACACUUACACACACACACACACACACGCAUACACACUGUAGACAAAUGAAACUAGCAAGCCAGCAUGUUUUAUCAGUGUGCCAGAGUGUUGUGUUGUGUUCUAUUAGUUUCGUUUUUGUGGGUUUCUAGUUGAAACUUUAUGUACAGUGUACAAUGUUGUCUCGGUUUAACGCUGAUUACUUUGUCUGCGUGUGUGUGCGAUUGUGUAUUGUAUGUACUAUUGAUUCUGUGUAUUUAUAUAUUUCCGAUGAGAUGAUAGCACACACUCACUAAUGAUUAUUCAAACAAUAUAUGUAGUCUACUCACUCAGACAAUACCUUUGUAAGUAGUAUGCGUAUGCGUGUAUACAUGUCAAUUUUUACAUUUUGCUUACAUGAGCUAGAGAAACCGAAUUAAACAAACACAGUAUUAACAUCAUCAUUCAUCAUUAUUAUCCAAUGGUUUCUUACUCUUUCACAUGCACACACAAUUUUUAUUGUUAUUCAUGUGUAUUUUAUCUAAAAUUACGUUUGUUUCUCCAUUUGUAUUUUGUAUUGUAAACUAACAGUGACAGCUACAUCUACAACCACAACACUGACAAAAAAAACAAUAUUCACCAUUGUGAACUUACUUAAUUUGUUUUUUUUCCGUUUUCUUUCUAAAAAAAACAACAACAAAUAAUGAGAAAACAUUUUUUUUUGGAGAUAAACAACAACACAGUUUGUGUCUCUCUCUGUGUAUGUGUGUGUGUGUGUACGUUGACUGAAAAAUGAGAAACCAUUUUGUGAAAAAUUCUUAUGUUUAUGAUUAUUGUUGUGAUGCGUUUUUACUUUUCUUUAAAAAAAAAAUUAAUUUUUUAUUAUUCGUUUGUUUUUCAUUAUUUUGUUAUUUAUUUGAUUUUGAUGAGUAUCAUCAUCAUGUUGAAAAAUUUUCCCCUCAUUUGGGGGGGGGUAAGGGGAUGAUAUUCCCCUUAACCUUAUCUUGCUCCUUGAUGUCUAGUGCUUUUUAUUCCAGGUUAUAAAUUUUUCUUUUCUAAAACUAUCUAACAAGGUGUAAGUGUAUGCGUGUGUGUGUGUGUAACAUAAUUUUCUGUGUGUAUUUUUUCAAAUUAUACAUUGUGAUAUAA